Miscanthus lutarioriparius is the source of this 423-nucleotide messenger RNA. The record is from the annotation of a GenBank genome assembly. Lineage: Eukaryota; Viridiplantae; Streptophyta; Magnoliopsida; Poales; Poaceae.
AUGUCGUCGAAAAGAACUCUGCGCAAUUACUUUUCAAGUUCUAGUGGUAGUGGUCCAUCAACUAAUGAGAGCACAACUCAACCAAAGAAACCUAGAGCUAGAAGAACUCCAGAAUUUCUUGGAUGCACUGAACUUGGAAAAGUUGCUGAAAUUAUGGUGAAGACUAAAAUGCACGAAUCUUAUAAAUUGGUUUAUCGUCUCAUUGAGCUAACCUUGAUACUACCGGUGGCAACGACUUCAGUUGAAAGGAUAUUUUCAGCCAUGUCUAUUAUAAAGACAUAUUUGCGUAGUAAAAUGGGUGAUGACUGGCUCAAUGACUUGAUGAUAUGCUAUAAUGAGAAGGAGAAAUUUAGAAAGAUUGAUAAUGAAAAGAUCAAAAAGCGGUUUCAAGAUAUGAAAAAGCGUCAUUGCUACUUCGGAUGA